GUCACAGAAUUCAAAUCACCGUCAUCAAAUCGGAUAAGUGGAGCUUUGCCUACGCACCACCACAGCCACAAGGAGGAACUCCGGCCGCCGCCGUCCGUUUCUUCUUCCAUCGAUGGUACUUUCUACCUUUCCUCCUUUGACCUCUACUAACCGUUAUUUCCUUUUUCAUCCCUUGCCGACGGUGCGAGCAUCCCGUAUUCGUCGCGCAUUAGUCUCUUCCAACCCUCGGUCCGGCGCCUCAAGACGCAAGGAGACGCUGAUUUCAAAUUGUAUUCGACAAAGUACACCGAGGAGUCUGUUUCCUGGCGGUUACAAGCGUCCUGAAAUUAAGGUGCCGAGUCUCGUCCUCCGAUUGAGCUCAGACGAUGUGCUUAAGGAUGACAAAGCGGUGAUUGAUGUUGUUGACGUAUCUGUUUCUGAUACGGUUGGCGUUGUAGUACUUACUGGCGGCGAAGGCAGCGGAAAGCAGCUAUAUGAGGCGGCUUGUUUGCUGAAAUCUGUGAUUAAGGACCGUGCUUACUUGUUGAUUGAUGAGCGCGUAGAUAUUGCCGCUGCGGUUAAUGCAAGCGGAGUUUUGCUAUCUGAUCAAGGCUUACCUACAAUUGUGGCAAGAAAUACAAUGUUGGAUGCAAAACUUGAUUCGGUGAUUCUACCUCUAGUAGGAAGGAAUGUCCAAACCCAUGAUGCUGCUUUAAAUGCUUCUAAUAUUGAGGGUGCCGAUUUUCUUAUCUAUACGUGUAAUGAAAACAGUCAUCCAGAGGAGAUGGUGAGCUCUGUGGCUGAGCAUGUAAAAAUUCCAAUAUUUGUUAUGGUUGAUUCUGUUAGGGAUGGGAAAUCCUUGAAGCAAACUUUGGGUUCCCUAAGAUCAGGAGUUGAUGGUGUAGUUGUUUCAGUGGAUGAAUUGAACUUGUUGAAUGAAGAAGACUUAAGAAAGUUCUUUCACAGCGAAAUUGCGGUAAUUAAGAAAGUAGAGGAUAGCAGUCCAGCUUUUGGCCGUGUCAAUACUUCAUAUAUGGAGAAUGGGUUUCCUGGUCAGAAGAUGGUUCCUGGGUUCACUAGAUUGGAAGAGAGAGAGAAACAAUUCAUUGAACAGGAGAAGUCUAUAUUGCUUGAAGCUGUUGAUGUCUUCCAAAGAGCUGCACCACUGAUGGGGGACAUCUCGCUCCUCAAAGAUGCUGUUUCCCAACUUGACGAACCAUUUUCGUUGGUUAUAGUGGGAGAGUUUAACUCUGGAAAGUCGAGCGUUAUAAAUGCUUUGCUUGGACAAAACUACCUAAAGGAUGGGGUCAUUCCUACGACUAAUGAGAUCACCUUUCUACGCUAUUCUGAAUCAGAAUAUAGUGAACAGCGGUGUGAAAGGAAUCCUGAUGGCCAAUACACAUGCUAUAUACCUGCACCAAUUCUAAAAGAAAUGAUCAUUGUUGAUACUCCUGGAACAAAUGUGAUUCUUCAAAGACAACAGCGGCUGACUGAGGAAUUCGUGCCUCGUGCAGAUUUGAUUCUCUUUGUCUUGUCUGCUGAUCGGCCUUUAACUGAAAGUGAGGUUUCUUUUCUACGCUACACCCAACAAUGGAAGAAAAAAGUUGUUUUUGUGCUGAAUAAGUCCGACCUGUAUCGAAAUGACGAUGAGCUUGAAGAAGCUGUUUCAUUCAUCAAGGAAAACGCUCGAAAGAUGAUAAAUGCCGAACAUGUCAGCUUAUACCCUAUAUCUGCACGGCGUACUUUAGAAGCAAAGCUUUCAGCUUUGAGUGGUCUAGAAAGGGCCGACGAGUUCUGGAACAUUCCAUACCCAGGAACUAACAAAUUUGCCGAUUUUGAGAAGUUUCUUUAUAGCUUUUUAGAUGCAACAACCGAUAAUGGAAUGGAGAGAAUAAAACUUAAGCUGGAAACUCCGGUUAAGAUUGCUGAAAGGCUACAUUCUGCUUGUCAGAAGCUCGUUAGAGAAGAUUUCCAGCAGGCGGAAAAGGACUUGGUUUUGGUAAAUAAGCUUCUCGACACUGUGAAAGAGUAUACAUUAAAGAUGGAAACUGAAAGUAUCUCAUGGAAACGACAAAUAUUGUCUUUGAUAGAUAAUGCACAAGCGCGCGCAAUCAACCUGACCGAGUCCACUCUACAAUUAUCAAAUUUUGAUCUCGUCAUUUCUUCCGUUCUCAAAAGUGGCAAAUCUGCCCGUUUGCCGGUGACAUUAAAUCUUCAGAGUGAAAUACUUGAACCCUCCGUCUCGGAAGUGCAAAAACUGCUUGGCGAGUACACUGCAUGGCUGCAAUCGAGCAACAAUCGUGAAGGGAAUGUGUAUAAAGAAUCAUUUGAAAGAAGAUGGCCAUUCGUCGUCCCGUCUGUUCAAUCUCAGUUGGCGGCCAGUGAGCUGCUGAGGACAGAACAUCAACUAUGUGUAGAAAUUCUUACCGAUUUCAGCGCGGCUGCUGCUUCUAAACUUUUUGAGCAAGAGAUUCGUGAAGCCUUUUUGGGAACUGUCGGUGGAUUGGGCGUAGCCGGUCUAUCCGCGUCGCUCUUAACAUCCAUCUUGCAGACGACAUUGGAGGAUCUUCUCGCAUUGGGCCUUUGUUCCGCCGGAGGACUAUUGGCAAUUUCGAGCCUUCCUGCGCAACGACAACAAGUGGUAGAUAAAGUGAGAAGAACUGCCGAUGCCUUAGCUCGUCAGGUCGAGGAUGCCAUGCAGAAGGACCUCUCGAAUGCCACCGAUACUUUAAAUGACUACACGACCCUCGUCGCCAAACCAUAUCAAGAAACAGCUCAAAAUCGCGCGGAUCAACUUUCAGCCACUCUGGAUGAAUUGGCUGCAAUCCAAAGAAAACUGGAAACGCUUCAGGUCGAAAUCCAAAACCUUCACGUCUUGCGGCCGCAACCGAGCAAUUCCUCGUAAGCCCCUCUCUCUCUCUCUUUCUCUCUCUCUCUCUAUAUAUAUAUGUAUGUAUGUAUAUGUGUGUUUAUCUUGUGUUGUUACGGUGAAAUUUCGACAUUACUAUUUUAGGGAAAAGUGGCAUGUUGUUGUUUGAUGAGCAUGUUGAUUAGGUGAGUAAGAUUAAUUGGAUUGUAUGUUCUGUUGGGAAGUUAGUUGAACUGUUCAAAU
Messenger RNA from Andrographis paniculata, 3091 nucleotides. RefSeq names its product probable transmembrane GTPase FZO-like, chloroplastic. Lineage: Eukaryota; Viridiplantae; Streptophyta; Magnoliopsida; Lamiales; Acanthaceae. Gene Ontology annotation, molecular function: GTP binding. The coding region runs from base 113 to 2884 and encodes 923 amino acids. The record is from RefSeq and is a predicted model, not a curated record. Gene Ontology annotation, cellular component: chloroplast membrane. The transcript is spliced from 11 exons. Gene Ontology annotation, biological process: thylakoid membrane organization.